This is a messenger RNA of Caenorhabditis briggsae, 735 nucleotides long. Gene Ontology annotation, cellular component: nucleus; cytoplasm. Gene Ontology annotation, biological process: signal transduction; peptidyl-serine phosphorylation. The coding region runs from base 1 to 735 and encodes 244 amino acids. Gene Ontology annotation, molecular function: ATP binding; protein serine/threonine kinase activity. Lineage: Eukaryota; Metazoa; Nematoda; Chromadorea; Rhabditida; Rhabditidae. The record is from RefSeq and is a predicted model, not a curated record. The transcript is spliced from 3 exons.
AUGGAAGUUGCUGUGCUUUUGGAGGUGAAAAAACAAAAAAUCACUGGUCGCCAUUUUUUGGAACUUGCUGAUCGGGGAAAUCUGCCUGGAAAGUUCUACUAUAUGGUAAUGACGUUGGUUGGAAAAAGUUUGCAGGAUCUUCGUAAAACUGCUCCAUUCAACAAAUUCUCAAUGGGAACUGCCAUUUCUGUGGCCAGACAAUCGUUGGAGGCUGUUGAAGAUUUGCAUAGCAUCGGAUUCUUGCAUCGAGACAUCAAACCAGGAAACUAUACUAUCGGACGUAAAGAGAUGCACGAACUAAGAAAAGUGUACAUGCUUGACUUUGGAAUGGCUCGUAAAUUUGCCCGCGAAGACGGAACACUUCGUAAUCCACGUGCUCGUGCAGGCUUCCGUGGAACUGUCAAAUAUGCACCAUUGGCAUGUCACAUUCAACGUGAGCAAUGUCGCAAAGAUGACAUAGAAAGUUGGCUGUAUAUGGUCGUUGAAAUGACAUCUGGACGUCUUCCAUGGCGUAAUCUGACUGAAUCAGAUGACGUCGGAGUGUUCAAGAAGGAAUGCAAAACGACUCGUCAGAGGUGUCUGUUCGGAGGAUGUCCUCGUGAAUACAUGGAGGUUUUUCCAAUUCUGGAUAAGGGAAAAUUUUUCGAUGCUCCCGAGUACAAAUCAAUCUACGAUCUUCUGAACAAGGCAAUGGAGAAUACUAAAGCGAAUGAGUUUCCUUAUGAUUGGGAGUAA